This is a messenger RNA of Durotheca rogersii, 1873 nucleotides long. RefSeq lists its product as uncharacterized. The coding region runs from base 121 to 1593 and encodes 490 amino acids. The transcript has 3 exons. NCBI's taxonomy places the organism in Eukaryota, Fungi, Ascomycota, Sordariomycetes, Xylariales, Xylariaceae. The record is from RefSeq and is a predicted model, not a curated record.
CGACUUCAUACUAUGUAGCGGUUGAUCACGCUAGCCGUCUGACAAUCCGUUGCCCCCUUUCCCGUCUCCCCUCCCUUCCCCUUCCCUCUCUUUCUCUCUUUCUCCUUCUCUCUCUUCUCCAUGGAUCCCAUCUCUGAUCGCCUAGACGAGAAAGCUGCUGGACAGAAUGGUCAAGUACAUAAGAGGCUCUUCAUAUUUUGUGACGGCACGCGGCAGGAUGGCGUAAAUGCGAAUCGUCCCCUGACAAAUGUAGCCACCCUUGCCCGGUGCCUGAAUGGUGUAGCCGAUGACGACUAUCUCCAAACGGUUUACUAUGACAACGGAGUUGGCAGUGCGUCCAGCCCUAUCGCUAAACUCAUCGACGGUGCAACCGGGCGAGACAUAUCGACCAAGAUUAUGAAUGCUUAUAGCUUCAUUUCGCAUAACUACAACUUCAGCGACGACCUGGACGAGAUAUUCCUGGUUGGAUUCUCUCGAGGAGCCUUCGCCGUCCAAUGCCUUGCCUCCUUCAUCAGCCAAGUCGGCCUGUUUCAGAAGCAGCACUUGUACUACCUCCGUGGUAUGCUCGCCUUGUGGGAGAACCAGAACUUCAGGCGUCUAGGCCGGAACCAAAGGAACAUAGUAAGAGACAAGCUGCACAAAUAUGUCACGAGGUUCCGUAACGAGGGCCUACUACACCAGGUUAAGAUCAAGGCCUGCGCCGUCUGGGAUACAGUCAGCGCUUCGGCAGUCCCAAUGCCAUGGCCAAGGCCCCUGUCCUUCGUGGGGAAGGAAAUCCCCAAGGCCGUCGAGAACGCGUUCCAGGCUCUCGCCCUUGACGAGGCCAAGAUGAAGUUCGAGCCAUGCAUAUGGGAAUCCAAGGAAUCCGCGGACACCUACGCCAGACAGUGUUGGUUCCUAGGCUCACAUACUGACGUUGGCGGCAAUAACGACGCCGCGCUCGGCGUGGUGCCGUUAAUAUGGAUGAUUGGACAACUGCAUGCCAACACUGAUGCCAGUUUUAACAUGCUAGAGGUGACCAAACACCUCAAACACAGGUUCCUCGAUUGGAACCUCUCUGUGAACAAAUUCCUCGGGCAGUUCACAGAAACCGCAGUCUUCUCUGAGACGUCAAAUCCAGGCCGGAUGACGAGGCCGUCGUGGCACUGGUGGCUCUCGGGGCUCCGACCUCGAGGAUACCACCUGAAGUCGAACCACCACCACCCGGAUCUCAAGCUCGUCCACUUCACGGUGCGGUUCGCCAUGGCCGACGGCGGGAGCCGAUGUAAGGCGCUGCGGAAGUGGAAGACGACGGGCCAGGGGGACGGCACGGUGCGGUGGCAGCUGCGGGAGAACGUCCUCUUCGAGGACAAGCUGAGCGACGACAGAGACUGCAAGGAGUACGAGGAGUACGAGAUGUUCGCGGCGUGGCGCGAUGGCGAGCACCCGAUCGAGCAGACCGACAGGACCGCUUUCGCCGCCCACGUGCGGGUCCUGAUCCAGGAUCAGACCGAGGAAUCGGAGGGGAGCCUGAACUACGUUUACGAUCUCCUGGGGAGAAACUUUUAUUUCGACGGCGACCAGCUUGCGCCCGAUAUAAUGUAUUCACCGUAGCCGGUGUUGGGAAGCGGGCGCACUUCGUGGGGUCACGGCGGGCAUAUAGAUCGGCACCGGUGUAGUAAAGGAUGAUUCCCGUAACCCUCACAUACUAUGUAAGGAUGAAGAGGCGCCUUCGCGCUCAGUCCAGAUCGAUUUAAGCAGCGAUAAUAUCCAAGACCUUCGGUUAUGAGAUGAGAGAUAAGGAAUCAUGUUUCCUUCCGUCAAAGUCGAAGCCAGGCUCUAUAUACUACUAUAUGACUAACAGGGACGGGCAGAGCUGCGCUUAUCAUAACGA